AAAUACAUAGAUAUGUAAACUUUGCAUGUUUUCUCUGUUAUUAAGAUUUUUCUGUUAGUAACUAGUAUUAUGUAUUAUACUAUGUUUGUAGUUAUGAUAAAAAAAAUGUCUAUUGAAAAGGACAUUCUGCAAUGGUAAUUUAAAAAUAUUCUUUAAAAUAUUAUGUUCACACUGGUAUAAUUUUUGUGUUAUUAUUGUUGUCGUAAGUGUAUAAAUCGAAGAAGUUCUAUUAAAUAUAAUUCAGAUAUUUAAACGAAUUUAUUACUAAUAGAAUGGCCACGUGUUUAGUGGUGCUGCAAUUUAUAUCAUAGAGCCACGUGUCAUGGAAAGAAAUAUUACUUCUUAUAGCCUUCUUUCAGAUGCAAAAAUAGUGUUUAAGCAUCAUAGUUUGUUCAACUCUGUAUAUUUCGUAAAUGAUAUGAAUUUUUUGUGGAUAUUAUGAUGUAUUUAGCGAUUAUUUGUUGAAACAAUUCACAUGGAUUGGUGCUCAUUGACCACUGUACUGACUUACUAAUCAAAAUAAGCAAAGAUUUAAAAUAAUUAUUAAAAUGUAGAGUUGAGUUUUACUAUAUAAUUAACCUAGUUGAGUUACCAAUAAAUUUGAAAUUUGAUUUUAUUUUAUUUUACUUUAUGUAAAUACAGAAAUUUUUAAGUUUUACUUCUAAUUUACAUGUUGGUUGACAGUAUAAAAACAAAUAUCUGAAGCCAAGUUCACGCGAUAACGGAAUGGUAUUUCAUAUUCGCAAUUCUGUAGUAUUUAUAAUCACAAAUUAAUUGUUUAUGGACUAUAUGAUAAAUAGAUUACCUAUAAAAAUUGUUGUGGAAAGCUCCAUAAUUUUUAAAAAUUUAAUUUAAUUUGACUGAAAUUAAAAUAUGGAAGUUUGUUAUUAGUUUUAUAAUCACUAGCAACGUCAGAUGGCGAAGUAAACGUAAAGCUCUCAGGAAUGUGAACAUUAUUCGCAGAUUAGUAUUUUUAAGACAUGACAAAUGUAACAGCGCGUGUAUAAUAAAAAAUUAUUAAAAACAAAGUGAGUGCGUUUAAGAGUAAUAAAUAAGAAUUAUUUUAAUACUAAAUAAAAUGGAUAUCGCCAAAUCACUAUUUAAUGUUCGUGAUCAUGAAGGUUAUGUUGGGAAAGAAGAUCAUAAUGUAAAAAAAACUUGAAACAGCUGUAUCCGAGGAUGAAUUUGAAGUGGAAGUUUCAGGCUUAUGUGGAGAAGUUUUGUCUCCUGCUCCUGGCGGUCCAUUUUCUGCUUUGACACCGUCCAUGUGGCCCCAAAAUAUUUUAGCUAAAUUAAAUCAGCCAGACGAUCCUAAUUCGCAACCUGAAUACAGAUUUGACGAAUUUGGUUUUCGAGUUGAAGAAGAAGAUGGACCAGAACAGAGUUCAAAAAAAUUGUUAGGUAUUCCGUUCGUUGAAGAUCCACAGCAUAGAUUACAGUGGGUUGCUUUAUUGGAAUUUAGUCAUAAUAAAGAAGUAACGGAACUUUCAUGGCAGAAUUUGGAUAGAAGAUUACCUCGCACAGAUAAAUUACGUGACAUGGUCCGUCAUGGUAUACCUCAUUCACUGAGACCCCAAAUUUGGAUGAGAAUGUCAGGUGCACUACAAAAAAAGAGUUCUUCUGAAAUAAUGUACAAAGAUAUUGUAAAAGCAUCAAGUAAUGAUGCAUUGAUGACUAACAAACAAAUAGAAAAGGAUUUACUUCGUAUUAUGCCUGCCAAUGCAUGUUUUAGCCAUCUUCAUAGUACUGGUAUACCACGGUUAAGACGUGUUAUGCGUGCUCUUGCUUGGUUAUAUCCUGAGAUUGGGUAUUGUCAGGGUACUGGAACAAUAGCUGCAUCUCUCUUAUUGCUUUUGGAGGAAGAAGAUGCUUUUUUAAUGAUGGCAACCAUAGUAGAAGAUUUACUACCAGCAUCCUAUUAUUCUUCAACUUUGUUGGGUAUUCAAGCUGACCAAAGAGUGCUUCGUACAUUAGUAGCUAAUUACCUUCCUGAUAUAGACCAUGUUUUAGUACAACACGAUAUAGAAUUGAGUUUAAUAUCCUUACACUGGUUCUUGACCUUAUUCGCCUCUGUUGUACAUAUGAAAAUAUUAUUGCGAAUAUGGGAUAUGUUUCUUUUCGAUGGAUCUAUAGUUUUAUUUCAAGUUACACUUGGAAUGUUAAAAAUAAAAGAAUCUGAGUUAAAGAAGUUGGAAAAUUCUGCUCAAAUAUUUAAUGCUCUCUCAGACAUACCAGGAGACAUUGAUGAUGUAGAACAAUUAUUUAAUGUAUCUUUAGAAGUAAGUGGAUCAUUAACAGACGUUCUAGUUGAAACUCAUAGACGUAGACAUUUAGCAUAUUUAAUGGCUGAUCAGGGCGGAUUGGUAGGCAAUCCUGAUGCAGUACCAAAUUUACCAAAGCAACAUCUUAAUAGGCGUCAAAUGAAGAGAAAUAAGUCAAUGUUACAAACAUUUUUAUUUGGGAAUUACGAUAAUGAAGACGAUGCAAAAUCGAAAAACAUUCGUCAAACAGAAAUAUUGGUGGAUUUAAGAGAGGCUGUUUUACAAGUCGCUAGACAUUUUAUAAAUGUUGAUCCAAAAUUGAGUAACACUGUAAUUAUUGCAGAUUAUACUAUGGAAAGUCAUGCAAAGGAUCAUGACAAUUAUGUUAAUGUAUCACGCACUAGAAAAAGAAGAGCUAAGGCAUUAUUAGAUUUUGAAAGACACGAUGAUGACGAAUUGGGUUUUCGAAAAAACGAUAUAAUCACAAUUUUAAGUCAAAAAGAUGAACAUUGUUGGGUGGGAGAAUUAAACGGAUUAAGGGGUUGGUUUCCUGCAAAAUUCGUAGAAUUAUUAGACGAAAGAAGUAAACAAUAUACAUGUGCCGGAGAUGAUGCAGUUAGUGAAGCUGUUACUGAUUUAGUCAGGGGUACUUUAUGUCCCGCGAUAAAGGCUGUAUUGGAACAUGGAAUGCGUAGACCAUCAUUUUUAGGUGGUCCAUGCCAUCCAUGGCUUUUCAUAGAAGAAGCAUCAAACAGAGAAGUAGAGAAAGAUUUCAAUUCUGUUUAUAGCAGAUUAGUACUUUGUAAAACAUAUAGAUUAGAUGAAGAUGGUAAAGUACUUACACCAGAAGAGUUGUUAUAUCGAUGUGUACAAUCAGUAAACUUAACACAUGACAAUGCACAUGCACAAAUGGAUGUAAAAUUACGAUCUCUCAUCUGCCUAGGAUUAAAUGAACAGGUCUUACAUUUAUGGCUCGAAGUUUUAUGUUCCUGUGUAGAAAUUGUACAAAAAUGGUACCAACCAUGGAGUUUCAUCAAUAGCCCUGGAUGGGUACAAAUUAAAUGUGAACUAAGAAUAUUAAGUCAAUUUGCAUUUAAUUUAAAUCCAGAUUGGGAAUUACCAGCAAAGAAAGAACAAUCGCAACCAUUGAAAGAUGGUGUUCGGGAUAUGUUAGUCAAACAUCAUUUAUUUAGUUGGGAUCUUUAGCUAAUGACAUAAGAAGUAUUAAUUGUUUAUGGUAAGGUAAUUGUGUAGUACAAAUAAACUUACUAUUAUAUAUAUUAAUAAUAAUAAAAUGUAUACUGCGUGCGUGUGCGAGUGUAUGUACAUGUUAUAAAAAUAUAAUAGUAACAUACUAUUUUUAUGUAUUACAUAUAAAUUAUUUGACUUUUGUCAUUCAUCACGAAUAAUAUAAGUUUAGUUAUCAAAAUUAUAAUCAAAUUAAUUAAUUGGGAACUACUUAUGUAUAAACUACACACACACACACACACAC
Messenger RNA from Nomia melanderi (Alkali bee), 3753 nucleotides. Lineage: Eukaryota; Metazoa; Arthropoda; Insecta; Hymenoptera; Halictidae. The record is from RefSeq and is a predicted model, not a curated record.